AUGCCGAUCAACGACUUGCCGCACGAAAUUCUCUCGGAAAUCUUGCUGCUGGCCACCAAGGCCAACCAGGCCGAGGGCGAGCGAUACACCUACGGACUCUCCCAAGCACCUCUUCCUCUGCAGAAGGUCAAGCUUUCCAAAUAUGUGCGUGGUCCCGUCACUGCCGAGUCUCUGAGAUGGGACGCCACCGCCUCGAUCCGCCAAGUCUGCUCGACAUGGCACGAAUGGGCGCUCUCCUACAACCUGGAGCAUGUCUUUGAGCGACGAUGGCGAGGCAGCGAGAGAUGGGCCGAGCUGCCCGUAUCGCGAGGCCGGCGAAAGUACAGCAUUUACGAGCUCAUCGACAACCAUUCUGGCUUCGCCGUCUAUCGCGACCCAUUCGGCACCCUCAAGACCACCGACGCCAUCUUUCGCCACAUGCCACACUUGACCAGACACGUCCGACGCCUGUGGUUUAAUGGCUUCUACACUGCCGACACCGAUAAACUCAUCCUCUCCAUCGUCUCGGAAUGCCACGAGCUUCAAUUCUUAAGCGUGCCGUGGACGGUGCUCCGUCGCAGCACCGCCGAGCACUGGAUCGACCUGCUCAACGUCAACACCGGCACUGGCAGCGCCCUCCACUCUCUCGAGCUCCAAGCCGUGUGCCUACCCAAGGACCAAGCCGAAGCACUCGAAAAAGAAAAUUCCCCCAACGCACUACACGACCCACGCGUCGACUUCAGCGCCCUCAAGCGCCUCAAAAUCUUCGGCAACACCCUCCACAAACCAAUCUGCGACGACGACCUCCACCUCAUCGCGCACACCGCUACAAACCUCCAAGUCCUCGACAUCACCAACCUCUCUACAAUCUCCGUCGCAGGCAUGCUCGCCCUCGUCAAAGCCUCUCACUCCACCCUCCAAGUCCUCGAACACUCCCCCCGCUCCGACGACGGCUUCUACCACCCUUACCCCGGCCACCUCCCCAGCAACGCCCACAUCUGCACCCUCCUCACCUCCCUCCCCAAAAUGCGCGACCUCUCCAUCUCCGUCCCGUACCUCUGCUCCCACCUCUUCGCCUCCCCCGAAGUCCACUGGCAAGGCGAACUCCAAGUCCGAGCCACAGACCUCUGCUCCUCCUCCCCCACCCCUCACUCCCGCGCCACACACCUUCGAGAACUCUUCUCGUCCGCCCGCUCCCUCAUCCACUCCCGCACCCGUCUCGGCCACGCUCUCCGCAUCGAAAUCUUCUUCGCCGGCUGUAUCUUCGAACCCGAGAAAUCUCUCGUCCAUGGCGAUUUCGUGUUGGCGGAAAUUCGGAGUCGGGGACAGUGGCCUCGGGGGAAGGUUGUCAGUACGAAAGGUCCGUAUGGGACGACGGGUGUUUAUGGGAAGGAGGAGGAUGGGGUGAAUUGGGAUGCUGUUGAUGAGGAGGAGUAUUUGCGCGCGGUGGAGAGGGGGUGGGUUGUGCUUUGACGCCAGAGGUUGAGGUAUACGAGGGUUUUUGGGGUGCGUUAGUAGUAGGUGGGUGGGUGGUGGCAUGGGAAAAGUUUUUUUUUGUUGGGGGGUUUAUGAUUUAUGAUUUAUGAUGAUGAUGGACGAAGAAGAAGAAAAAAAAAAGUUUUUUUUUUGGCAUUGGCAUUGGCAUUUGGGAGGAGGGACUUGAGACGAAUAAGUAAGUUAGCGAGCGAAAGUGAAAGGCGAAGGCGUGAGAUGUGGAUUAUUAGUAUGAAUGAGAAUAGUCUUGUAGUUGUACGUGAGUAAGUGAAGGGAUUAUAUAUAACUUCCUAUUUAUUCCUGUUUUGCUUUG
Messenger RNA from Pseudocercospora fijiensis CIRAD86, 1786 nucleotides. RefSeq lists its product as uncharacterized. The transcript has a single exon. NCBI's taxonomy places the organism in Eukaryota, Fungi, Ascomycota, Dothideomycetes, Mycosphaerellales, Mycosphaerellaceae. The record is from RefSeq and is a predicted model, not a curated record. The coding region runs from base 1 to 1452 and encodes 483 amino acids.